AUGAACAGAGUUUCAGUGUGGCAAGAGUUCAAUGCAUGCCAAUUUCUUGUUUCAUUUUGUUUACUGAUCUUUAGCAUUCUUUACGCUUUUCGCAAACAGUUAUUCAUAAAUUGGCCAUAUUGGUUGGUUUUUUUACCACUAUUUAUAUGGAAAUUUUUGGCCAUUAUAGGAGCUGUUAUUGGUAUUUGUGCUUAUUGUUGUAUACGAUCGAGAAAUCGUGAACGUAAUUCACCAAUACAAUGUCGAGCGUUAUUCUUUAAUUUAAUUGAAACAAUUCUUCUACUUUUUUUUGAAAUCUUAGUUUGCUAUAAUCUUGACCAACCGGAUGAUUCUGAAUAUCAUUUAACAUGGAUUAUUUGUUUUUUGCCAUUAAUUAUUCUUUCCAUUGUGUCUGUAUUUACUUACGUUUGGUUAUUACGUCAUGGUCGUUCUUGGGAGAUUCAAGCACUAUUUGUUGUUAAUAUUCUACAAUUUAUUUUCUUUGCUCUUAAAUUAGACAAUAGUAUUAUUACAUGGCAUUAUGCGGCAGUGUUUAUUCCAUUGUGGAUUGUUAUGGGUAUAUCAAUUCUUUUUUGCAUUGGUCGUCUCAUAUGGACGCUUGUACAUUAUCGUCGAAAUGAUAUUAAUCAGAAUACAAAUGGACAACAAAGAAUAAACCGACGUUAUUGUCAAAUUUUAGCAAGUUCAACUGUUGGACAUAUUUAUGUACUUUUGUUUUUAUUGAUUUUUCAAACACUUUUAGUCUUUUACUUAGAACAUACUUUUGAUCUUUCAUUUAUUAUUGUUUGUCUACCAUUGUAUAUUGCAUUAGUAAUACUCAUCUGUAUGUCAUUUGGUAGUCGCGUACCACCUAAUCAUUGGUGGUUCGGUCUAAGACAAGAUACUUGCGAAUGGCUUUUACAUUUAUGUCCGCUAUUUGAAACUUACGCCAAUAUUGAAUAUAAUUUUACAUCAAAUUCUACAACAGUAUCAUUGCAUAAUGUUGAUUCAACAAGAAUACAUUCAACAGUCAUAUCCAAUGUACAAUCGAAUCAAGAUAUUGAACAAUCUCGUCGUCAUCAGAGACAUUCUCGUAGAUUUUGUUUUCGUAAAAACUCAUCAUCGCGUUAUGAUCAAACUAAAAACGAUCAUGUUGAAGGCGAAUUAUUAACAACAGUAAUAUUGCCUGCACCGAAUAUUUUCAAAUUGCAUGAACCUGAUUAA
Messenger RNA from Rotaria socialis, 1203 nucleotides. The record is from the annotation of a GenBank genome assembly. Lineage: Eukaryota; Metazoa; Rotifera; Eurotatoria; Philodinida; Philodinidae.